CAAGAAUUUUGAAUAUUAUAAAAAAAUCUAUUAUACUAUCUACCUAUUAAUUUCUAUAUUUUUCCCUUAUAUCAGUAGAAAGGCUUACCAUAUUAUAUUUUAUUAUUAUCAAAUUGCAAUUUUUAAAAAAAAAAUGGUUGGAAAUGGAAAACAUCAUGAACAAGAAGAAUCCGAAGAAGCCAAAGAUUUAUCGAAAUCUGGGUUUCAGGAAGAAGCGAGAAGUGAAACGAUAUUUAGCGAAGAAGCAGGAGAACUACUCUAUAUAAAUCCUUCAUUAGCUGGAUCUGAACACUUAGAAAUCAAAGAAAAUCAACCAACCAAGCAUAAAGAAGUUGAUUUUAAGAACGCAACGGAAAAGUUUUCAGUCGACAUCAGAAAAGACAUCGCAACUGUGGAAAAUAUAUUUGGUUUUUACGCUCCACCAAUCCAACAGAGGGAGUUCGUCGGGCCAAUUCAAAGCUACGCACAGGUCAAAGAGCACUUCUCCAACACCGAUCCGGUAUUGAUAAAAAUUACUAAAAAUAAAAUAAUCCUAGAAAAUGUUGACGUAAAUGUCACACCGACCAAUGCGAUUGACGAUGAUUUUCCUGAAGAAAGCUGGGAAGUGACCGAGGGAUAUGAUAUUUUGAAAUUGUUAAAUCCUCAACCGCGCAUUCCGACAAAAGUUAGUGCGCAUACUGAUUUAAGGCACCUCGCGGGAUUAGUUUCUGAUCCCAACCAUGAAGUAUUCGGUACUGAUACGAUGUGCAGCGAAUUUUUGAGUCCCGAAUCUGCUGCCAAAGGGAUAGUCAAAGAUACAAUUCUAAGUGCAACGUGUGAAAUGAAAAGGAGAAUUUUAGAGUAUGGUAGUCAUAAACCGUCCUAUAAAGACAUUCUUCAACAUCAGAAAUUAUAUUCGUACUGGCCAUCGAUAAGAGAUUUCAAAAAAGAGCAGGGCAAAGUGUAUAUAAAAACUUAUAUUGAUAACCGGAAUCACUUUUUUGAAGAUUGGAAAUACAACAUUUUUUUUUGUUGUCAACACUCCGACAGUUUGAGCCAUCAUUAUAUUUACGAAGUGAUAUUUGGUCUACCAACAAAAAUGUAUCCGAUACCUCAAGUUACAGCCAGCCUAUUCUUUUUUAUGGAAGCCAGUAGAGUACUGCCCAGCCAAUGUCCCAUUGAGGUUACUAUAAGCCUAGAAACGUCUCGCCGCCGGAUGGAUCCUCGAAAAUUUUUUCUCAGGGAUAAUAUUUUACUAAAAAUAUUAGAUGAAAAAAUAACGAAUUUCAAAACUAUUAAUUUUUAAGUUUCUUGUAUAAUAUGUACUUACUAGAUGAAAUUAAAUAAUAUCUAAUAAAAAAUUUCAAAAAUAUUAGCGCAAAGAA
This is a messenger RNA of Ceutorhynchus assimilis (cabbage seed weevil), 1364 nucleotides long. The record is from the annotation of a GenBank genome assembly. Lineage: Eukaryota; Metazoa; Arthropoda; Insecta; Coleoptera; Curculionidae.